AUGAACCAGGAUCAAGAAGUUCCCGCUCCUUUCAGUGAAAUCAGCAGACUUGGUUGUUUGUUCGGCACCCCAUUCAGUACGUCUUGCUAUCAGCAACAUCAGGAGCAUUACAAGACUACACCUCCCACUGCGUCAUUCCCAACGGACUGGAGAGAGCCAUGGCAUCAAGAAGGUAACAGCUGUGAAACGGAUGAUAGCGAACAAUAUGUACCAGAUUCAGAUUUCCAGAGUCAGUCAAAUAAUGAUUUAAAAUCUGAAACGAAUAUGUCAGAAGUUCUACAAACAAUAAGUAAGUCAUCCGUGUACCCAUCAACAUAUCCAUCAAGUGACCAUUUUGAAGGAAUCUACUCCAGUUCUUAUCAACACGCUGGUUGCUUUUAUUCACCUCCCUUGUACAACAGAACAACACCACCCCCAAUACGGUCAAUAGAAGGAUCUCUACCGUCAUCUAAUGUACCGAGUGUUCCACCACAUCAUGCACUAGGAAACCAUUUACCAAUAAAACAGGAACCAGGUGAUAGGGAAUACGAAGGUAAUCUCAGGGUACAAUAUGAAAGAAAUAAACUAUCCCCAAAUUCAAAACCACACUGGAGGCACACAUCUGUAGGAUUAAUCAAUAGCAAUUCAUCGGAAAAAAUAGAUGAUAAAUCUAGAGAAACCACAGACAGCAGAACAAAUAACAUUCAGAAUUCGGGGCGAAGGGGUUCUCUGCAAUUAUGGCAGUUCUUAGUGGCAUUGCUAGAUGCACCAGAUGCCAGCGCCGGAUGCAUAGCCUGGACUGGAAGAGGAAUGGAAUUCAAAUUAAUUGAACCAGAAGAGGUUGCCCGAAGAUGGGGUGCACAAAAAAAUCGACCAGCGAUGAAUUAUGACAAGCUAAGUCGUUCCUUGAGAUACUAUUAUGAAAAAGGAAUUAUGCAAAAAGUUGCAGGGGAAAGAUACGUCUAUAAAUUUGUUUGUGAUCCCGAAGCGCUCUUUAAUAUGGCGUAUGGAAACCAUAACGAUAACUCAGUCAAAUCCCAGCUAGGAAAUAGACCGGAAAACUUAAGUACAAAAACUGAAUCACAUCAUCUAGCUUAUACGGACAUGCUCAAUUUCUACAACUGCGGAAUCGCCCAUUCGUACCAACAUCUACAUCCUUACCUGCAAGACUCCAAACAUACACGUUUUGCAUAA
Molecule: messenger RNA, 1173 nt
Organism: Anoplophora glabripennis (Asian longhorned beetle)
Lineage: Eukaryota; Metazoa; Arthropoda; Insecta; Coleoptera; Cerambycidae
Product: ETS translocation variant 4
Exons: 9
Coding region: 1-1173 (390 amino acids)
Biological process (GO): cell differentiation; regulation of transcription by RNA polymerase II
Cellular component (GO): nucleus
Molecular function (GO): sequence-specific DNA binding; DNA-binding transcription factor activity, RNA polymerase II-specific
Source: RefSeq, a predicted model, not a curated record